Messenger RNA from Propithecus coquereli (Coquerel's sifaka), 1099 nucleotides. RefSeq names its product zinc finger protein 676-like. Gene Ontology annotation, molecular function: DNA-binding transcription factor activity; RNA polymerase II cis-regulatory region sequence-specific DNA binding. Gene Ontology annotation, biological process: regulation of transcription by RNA polymerase II. The record is from RefSeq and is a predicted model, not a curated record. Lineage: Eukaryota; Metazoa; Chordata; Mammalia; Primates; Indriidae.
AAUUCAUAGUGGAGAGAAACCCUACAAAUGUGAAGAAUGUGGCAAAGCAUUUACCUGGUGUUCACGUCUUAAUAUACAUAAGAGAAUUCAUACUAGAGAGAAACGCUACAAAUGUAAAGAGUGUGGCAAAGGCUUUGCCAGAUCCUCAACCUAUAAUAUACAUAAGAGAAUUCAUACCAGAGAAAAACCCCACAAAUGUGAAGAAUGUGGCAAAGCCUUUAAUAAGUGCUCAGACCUUACUAAACAUAAGAGAAUUCAUACUGGAGAGAAACCCUACAAAUGUGAAGAAUGUGGCAAAGCCUUUGCCUGGUCCUCAAACUUUAAUGUACAUAAGAGAAUUCAUACUGGAGAGAAACCCUACAAAUGUGAAGAAUGUGGCAAAGGCUUACAUAAGAGAAUUCAUACUGGAGAGAAACCCUACAAAUGUGAAGAAUGUGGCAAAGCCUUUGCCUGGUCCUCAAACUUUAAUGUACAUAAGAGAAUUCAUACUGGAGAGAAACCCUACAAAUGUGAAGAAUGUGGCAAAGCAUUCAGAUGGUUUUCAAACCUUUAUACACAUAUGAGAAUUCAUACUGAAGAGAAACCCUACAAAUGUGAAGAAUGUGGCAAUGGCUUUGCCUGGUCCUCAAACUUUAAUGUACAUAAGAGAAUUCAUACUGGAGACAAACCCUACAAAUGUGAAGAAUGUGGCAAAGCCUUUAAUCGAUGUGCAGACCUUACUAAACAUAAGAUAAUUCAUACUGGAGAGAAACCCUACAAAUGUGGAGAAUGUGGCAAAGCGUUUACCUGGUGCUCAUACCUUAAUAUACAUAAGAGAAUUCAUACUGGAGAAAAACCCUACCAAUGUGAAACAUGUGGCAAAGACUUUAAACAUUACUCAGUCCUCACUAGACAUAAGAGAAUUCAUACUGGAGAGAAACCCUACAAAUGUGAAGAAUGUGGCAAAGACUUUACACGGUACUCACUCCUCACUAGGCAUAGGAGAAUUCAUACUGGAGAGAAACCAUACAAAUGUGAAGAAUGUGGCCAAGACUUUGCCCAGGGCUCACACCUUAGUACCCAUAAGAGAGUUCACAUGAGAGAAAACCUUCAAAUGUGA